Messenger RNA from Protobothrops mucrosquamatus (brown spotted pit viper), 3685 nucleotides. RefSeq names its product XK related X-linked (gene XKRX). The record is from RefSeq and is a predicted model, not a curated record. The transcript has 4 exons. The coding region runs from base 1 to 1383 and encodes 460 amino acids. Gene Ontology annotation, cellular component: membrane. Lineage: Eukaryota; Metazoa; Chordata; Lepidosauria; Squamata; Viperidae.
AUGGGCCCUGGGAGAGUGGCGGUGGCGGACUCGUCCGUGGAAGAAUGCUCCGACCACCGCGUCUCUCGUGGAAGGGGCAAAAGCCGUCCCCGCAAGGUCUUGCGCCGAGUGGCCUCGCAGGCGGUGACCAGGACCAACCCGCCGCUGGGCAUCAUCUUCACCACGCUCCUGUACUGCGGGGAGCUGGCCUCGGCCUGCGUGGUCAGCGUCUCCUACAGCCGCUCCAAUGACCAGUUCUGGAUGGUCCUGACUCUGCUCCUGAUGCUCGCCUCCUCCGUCAUGGUCCAGCUGACCCUCAUCUUCGUCAACCGGGACUUGACCAGCGACAAGCCCUUCAUCCUCUUCAUGCACCUGCUGCUGCUGGGCCCGCUCAUCAGGUGUUUGGAGUCCAUCGUGAUGUUCUACCGCCAGGGCCGGGAGGAAGAGCCUUACGUCACCAUCACCCGCAAGAAGCAUCUUCACAGCGACUGUGAGAUUGAGAUUGAGCAGGAAGUGGGACACCUGGUGCGCCGGCUGGUCACUCACCGCAAUGCUUUCAAGCGCAUGGCGGUCAUUCAGGCCUUCCUAGGCUCCACCCCACAACUCACGCUGCAGCUUUAUGUCACUUUAAUGGAGCAAUACGCCCCGCCCAGCAGAGCUGUCCUGAUGAGCAUGUGCUUACUCUCGGUCACUUACGGGGCGUUGGUCUGCAACACCUUGGCCAUCCAGAUCAAGUACGAUGACUACAAGAUCCACCUCCGCCCGCUGGCCUUCAUCUGUAUCCUCUUGUGGAGGGGUUUGGAGAUCUCAACCCGCAUCACCAUCUUGGUUCUCUUUGGGACCGUCUUCAAACAUUACGGCUUGGCGGUGGGCGCGGCCAACUUUUUGGUGUUCUUCUUCUUACCGUGGAUUGAGUUUUGGAGGAGCGGGGCCAAAUUACCCGAGAACGUGGAAAAGAACUUCAGCCGAGUGGGAACUUUGACUGUCCUGGUCUGUAUCACUUUGCUGUACGGUGGCAUCAAUGUCUUCUGUUGGUCGGCUGUCCAGCUCAGGUUGUCCAGGCGAGACUUGAUAGUCAGGUCCCAAAACUGGGGCUGUUUAGCUUUAUUCUACUUGUUCCGGGGACUAGAGAACAGUCUGCUGCUCCUGGUCUGGUACUUCUUCGACGCGGAGAUCUACGAGUACCUCUGCACUCCCAUGUUGGUGCUGCAGCUGCUUGUGGCGUACUGCUUGGCCAUUGUCUUCAUGCUCUUUUUCAUGCAGUACUUGCAUCCCUGUCGCCGCCUCUUCACACACAACGUCACUGACUUCUUGCAUUGUGUCUGUUGUCAGAAGGAAGAAGUUGCCAUCUCUGCUGAUUUGGAAGCACCUCAUGAACCUGGUGUGAGGCAUAGCAUAGUAUGACAAUCCACACGCUGCUGACGGGAUGGUUAUGAAUCCCGUCCUGUUACGUUUCCGCAGUGGUACCUGUUUACCCCACCGGGAUAAGCCUUAAUUUCAUGGUGCUAUGCUAUAAUUUAUAAGCAAGGAUGCAGCUGAUCGUGGUGGUGAGGCCUUCUAGAGCAUCCGCUGGACUUUAUGAUGGUGGGCUGUAAGGAUACCCUUUACUGUUGUGGGUGUGGGACUAGGACAAUCAGUAUUAGGGACAGCAGAAGAAGACUUGUCACAUAGUAUGGAAGAGGAACUCUAGUUGAUGGGGCAAACCAUCAACGAAGGAUAGUCUUGCUCUUCUAGGUGCUGACAGUUUGGCACCAGGACUCCCCUGGCUGUACUCAUUUUCAGAAAUGGACCUGAAGGAGCCUCAGUUGGCUCAAAGGGAGAACUGUUGCAAGAAGAGGCUUUGAAGAAGAGUGGCCAAUGGAGACUGUCUUAUAUCUGUGUAAUACUGCGAAGUUGGGCAAAGCUUCAGAGUCACUUUCCCAGCCUUUGCUUUUAUUUAUUUGAAAACUUGCGAAGACUUUAUUGUUGUAAUUUGAAGUGCUGGAAAAGAUGUUGCCAUUUAUAGCAACUUGGUCUCAGAAUUUGUUUGGGUUUCUACGGUUCCAUUCGUGGCCAGGUGAUCCAUGCUCAGGCUGAAAGCUCAGGAUGAUGACUCUCUAAGGAGCCCCAUUGGUGGAGGAUGAGCUUUGGAUUUCUUGCGUCCAGAUCUUCAGGGAUGUUGCAGCAGAUUGGCCUUCCCAAUUGCCCUGGAAGGACAAAGCUAGAGGCUGACUGCUACAUUGGUGGCAUCCUUCAAGGGCUGAGAUUGAACUUGUUGAGCUUGUGAUGGGAAGCUGGACCAUUCCACAUCCAGGUUGUGGUUCUAGAAGGUGAUCAGCUCGUUGUAGUUUGGGCUGUCACUUGGGGAGAUUGGAGGUUGAAGAUUGGAUGAUGGAUUGGUUCCUGUUAUUUAUGAAAAAAAAACCAAAACUCUUCCCUACAUAGAGAAAACUAGCAUAUUUUAGGAAAGAGUUCCCUAUACAAUUAUCCUAGUCCAACAUGUCUCAACCCUCCACCUUCCAAGUACACCAAAUUACCACCUUUAGAAUUUGCAGCCAAAUUUAGGAUUUAAAUCCGAUUGUUCUGCUGUAGCCAAGACGUUGUUCUGAAGAGAUCACAAAUAUACUAUUCCUAAUUAAAAUAUCUAUUUUUAAAUGCACGAACCUUCUGUUUUUUGAUAUUCAGGUAAGAGUUAGGAUGUUUAUUUAGGCAUAAGGUACCAUUUAUAGAAAAGGCAAUGAAUCGGAAGUGUUUGGAAAUCUUAAUGUUUACAGAUGUAUCUCCCUCUGCAAAAAAACAAAACCUUCAUUAAAAAGGAGGACCUCUUAUUAAACUAGCCAAGGAAGAUUAAUCAUAAUCCGUGGCCGUGAAAAACGUACUGUUGAAAUAAAGUACUUUCCAGCUAAAUGUGUGUGAGCAUUCCACCUUCUUUGUACCCUAUACGCCACUCAGUGCAAUUGUGUACUACCAUCUCAUACUAUGUUCUCGUAAUUUAUAAAAGAACUUAGGAGAACUUUUUUUAGCUUGAUGGAACAUACAGUCUUGCAAUACAGUUGGGACAGUAAAAGAUACAAGUAAUCAGGUCCAUCUGUUGACAUGAAAUAUUUUAAACUUCUUAGGUCAUGCUUUUAAAUAUAGACUCUCAGCUCAGGAUGAACUUUGGAUAGAAUCCGAUUAUAUCCUGGAAAGAAGCUUAGUAACAGACAAACACCUUCCACUGGGUGGCAGAAUCGGUAAUACGAUGUGAUAUUAAGGAAGGUCAACUGUGAAGCAGAACAGAAAAAAGGGAUAUCCUGAAUUCAAAUCCGAAACUUGCAUUUUAAAUCUAUAGCGUGUUGGGUAGACGUGAGUUUGCCUUUGCGAUGUUGUGUAUUGUCUAUCAAGUGCUGUAAUUCUGAUUACUGAAUGCUGUCGGGUGCCAAAUAUUAUUCCAUGCCAUCUAUAACAGAGUCAGAUAUUGCAAACUAUAGUACUGCAUGCGUUGUCACCUUUUGUAAACCGUGAAAUACAAUUAUGUAUCAACUUUCGAAAUACCUAUGAAAUAUCAAGUACUCUAGUGAAAUAAACCUUUAAUAAAAUGUGAAAUACAGAUUUAAAACAUUCUGGAGAAAAAAAAAACCCUUUCAUUGAUUGGAUUAAAUUAUGUUUCAGCUCUAAUGCAGGUACACUUUUAAGCUUUGAUGUAGCUGUGGAGAAGCUAAAUCUCUACUGGGCAUCAACAGAGCAU